This is a messenger RNA of Peniophora sp. CBMAI 1063, 447 nucleotides long. NCBI's taxonomy places the organism in Eukaryota, Fungi, Basidiomycota, Agaricomycetes, Russulales, Peniophoraceae. The record is from the annotation of a GenBank genome assembly.
AUGUCGGCCAACAUCCCCACCAACUCUCAAUCGCCCUCGGCUAUCCACGCGAACAACCUCACCACGCAUCAGCGGUUGCAAAUUCUCUUUCAUCUGGUCGACGAGACCGUAGAGAGCUCCCAUAGCAUCGAGAAAACGCGCGCGCAGCUCGUGAAGAUAUUGAGCAAGCUCGAUGCCAAGGCGAACAGCGCUCGCGACGCUGCGACCUACAAGGACAUCAUCACGGAGCGUAGCGAAGUGAUGACCAUGCUCAACCAGUCAGCUCUGGACCGCGAAAGAAACAAUAAGUCUUUGGGGGAGAUAGAACAUGCGUGGCAGUUGACGUUCGCGCAGGCGCAGGAGGAGAUCGAUGAGGAAGACCUGAAGAAGGCGGGGGAAUACAGAGUGGUGAUAGAGAAGUUGAAGUUCUUUGAGGUUGAUCUAUACCGGGAAGCCUGCUCUCGAUGA